This is a messenger RNA of Tribolium madens (black flour beetle), 3457 nucleotides long. It is a transcript of the gene conv, whose product is annotated as toll-like receptor 7. The coding region runs from base 177 to 3404 and encodes 1075 amino acids. The transcript is spliced from 12 exons. Gene Ontology annotation, molecular function: protein binding. The record is from RefSeq and is a predicted model, not a curated record. NCBI's taxonomy places the organism in Eukaryota, Metazoa, Arthropoda, Insecta, Coleoptera, Tenebrionidae.
GUCUUUGGCGGAAGUUUCAUGACCCUCCUCUUAUUCACAUUCCGCUUGCUUACCUUGAGUAAGGUAAAAGUUAAAUGUUACAAGACAUGACAACAAACCACUUUAUUAAUAUAUUUUCUUAUCAAAAAUGAGUGUUAAAAGUGUUUAAUAAUUUUCAAAUAUCCUAACUCACGAAAAUGAUGAAGAAAACACUGUUAUUUGUUGCGGCUUUGAAUGUAGUAAAAUGCGAAUAUAUUCCUCCGGGACCCCUCUACAGGUGCCCUAAAGAAAUUCUGCUUUUGCACCCUUGCACCUGUGAUAAGGAAAGUGAUCAAGGAAUUUUUAUAAGUUGUAGCAACACAAAUUUGGCUAGUAUGAGUGUAGCUUUAAAUAAUUUAGCUACAUUUAAACUACCUAUUGAGAAACUUACAAUAAACAAGUGUCAUAUAGCACGAUUUUAUGGAAGUCUUUUAUACAAAUUAAAAUUGCGAACGUUGGUGGUUGAAGACACUCCAAUUGAGACAAUUGAAGAGCACACUUUUUUGGGUGUAAAUGAAACUUUGAACGAGUUACAUUUGAUUAACAGCAGCCUAAAACAAUUUCCAACUUUGGCUUUCAAGAUAUUGGGUAAUUUAACCGAGCUAAAAAUAGACGGACAUAACAUGACGGAUUUGCCAAAAGACGCCUUUGUUGGAAGCGACGUAAGCGGAAGACUUUUAAAGCUAUUCUUAUCUAAUGGAUAUUUAACAACUCCGCCUAUUGAAAGUUUACAACCGUUGAGGAAGCUGAAAAUGUUGGAUUUGCACGGGAAUCGGAUCACCGAUCUGAAAAGGAACCAGUUCAAGGGGUUGAGAGAUGUGGAAAUCUUAGAUUUGAGCCAUAAUGGUAUCCGAAAAGUGGAUGCAAGCCAUCUCUCCGAUUUGACAAAACUGACGUUCUUCAACGUGUCACAUAAUAAUAUUACAGAGCUGACGAGAGGCGCAUUUGCCAGAAACACUAUUCUGCGAGUCCUCAACAUGUCUUUUAAUAAGAUCAAGCGACUCGACUCGAACACCUUCCGAGGAAUGCGUUUCUUGCGUCGUCUCUACCUCUCCAGCAAUUUAAUCACGGACGUCGACAGAGGCACUUUUGGAUCUCUAGCCCAAGUUGGAACCAUUGAUUUAUCCCGGAAUUUCCUCAAGAAAAUUGAUUACCAAAUGUUCUUCGAAUUAAAAUUCAUUGACACAAUAGACGUCAGCGAGAAUAACGUGACCGAAAUUCAAAAAAUGGCAUUCAAGGACAUUUAUUUGACUAGUAUUAAUUUAUCUAAAAAUAACAUUAGUAAAAUCGAGGGUGGAGCCUUCCAGAAUUGCGCCAACAUCACAAAGUUGGAUCUAUCACACAAUCGACUGGAAAUAAUCCCGAAGAAAGCUUUUGAUGAAACGACUUAUGCACUUGAAUUGCAACUAUCGUAUAACUUUUUGACUGUUUUAAAUCAAAUUCCUUUGCAUAACAUGACCGGCUUGAAGAUCCUCAAUGUCUCGCAUAAUGUAAUUACAAAGAUUCCUAAAGGAACUUUUCCUAAGUUGUACGAGUUGCACACGAUCGACUUGUCCUAUAAUAAUCUGACAGACAUUUUCAAUUCAGUUUUUCAAACUUUAUUUUCUUUGAGAACGCUGGAUUUGAGCCACAAUAGCCUCGAGACAAUUAAACCGAGCACUUUUGGGGCCCUUCCGACUCUCUUAGAGUUAAACAUGAGUUACAAUUUUUUAAAAGAUAUAGCAAGGAGUGCUUUAACUCGUCUUGCUAGUACUCGAAAAUUGGAUCUCAGUCACAACAAACUCAAAAAACUUUUCCUCCUACCCAUUUCAGUGUCUCACCUUGACUUAUCUUUCAACGAAUUUGAAGAACUUCCACCUAAACUUUGGCCCAGUAUGAAUUCUCUUUUAAGUCUUGACAUGAGUCACAACAAUCUUGGGAAUGAUUUAGUCGAGGGAAGUUUUACAAAUUUGCUAACUUUGCAAAAAUUGAACUUGAAUUAUAACGGAAUUUCAACUCCUCCAUGGGCUGCCAUUAACGAGCUCAGUUCAUUACAGUAUUUGUAUUUUGAGGGUAAUAAUUUAACAAAGUUGAACCGAGCUGCUUUUGGAAAAUUGCCUGUUGUUUUCGAACUCAAUUUGGCUCAUAAUAAGAUUAGUAACAUUACUGAUAGAGCCUUUGAGGGACUUUUGCAACUAAUUGUGUUAAAUAUGACCAAUAAUAGCAUAAGUGACAUUCCGAAUGGCGCUCUUCAAGGAUUGGUAGCCUUGCGAAGCUUGGAUCUUUCGCACAAUAAAAUCGAGAAGUUAGAUAACAAAACGCACAGUUUAUUUGAUGACUGCUUAUCUCUGGAGCAAUUAAAUUUGAGCCACAACAAAAUUGGCUUUAUAACGCGAAAAACUUUCCCGAGCAAUCCUUACGUACCUUAUAAAUUGAAAGAAAUCGAUCUUUCGUACAACUCGAUGCCUGUUGUUACUUAUGAUCUAGUUUUCGGAACGUCCAAAGUGCAGAAACUCAACUUGUCGCAUAAUUUAAUUUCGGACGUGAGGAAAGGUGUUAUUGGAAAUUUGACUAAUUUAGUUUCGUUAGACUUAUCCUUUAACAGAAUUGAGGAUAUUGCAAGUGAUGGUGCAGUUUUUAAUUUACCAAAAAGUGUAACUGAAGUGAGGUUGUCUAAUAAUGUCUUGCACGAUCUACCUUGGAAGCACCUCAAAAAUGUUACUAGGUUGGACGUACUGGAUAUUAGAGAUAACUUUUUUGAGAGUUUUGGACCCGACUUGACUGAUAUGGUCCUCAAAGGCACCCAUGUUUAUUUUGAAGGAAAUCCGUUAAAUUGUGAUUGCUUUGUACGCCCUUUGAAGCGCUACUUCUCUUCUCAACUAUUCCUGCGCCCCUUUUACAAGUUUAUUAAGUGUUCGGGUCCUCCUUACCUGUCAGGACACACAUUAUUUGAGCUUCCCGAUGACAGGCUAAAUUGCCCUACUAAUGUUAAUACUUCAAGGAUAAUGGAGACGCAUCCCGGAGAAUAUGAUAUAAUGCCCGAUCUGCGGUUCCGGGAGCUCAGCCUAAAGAAGAACAAACUGACGGUGAAAUGGAGAGUGGUAAAGAACGACGAUAUAGCCGAUCCUUACGUUGUCGUCAGGAACAUAAAGGAUCCUGGGAGCGUCGUCUAUGAAGCAACUUUGCCGUAUUUUAAAAGAAGUUUAGAGAUCGACGAUGCUAACCUGACUCGCCCGAAGGGGAACGAUACUGAAUAUCAAAUAUGUUUGCUUGCGAGGGACAGCAAAACUUUUAUACGUGGCUUCCACAAAGAACAAUGCAGGGAGUUGCCGAGAAACAGCGGGGUGGCCUGGGGAGCGAAUCUUUUGAUACUUGCGAUGGGAGUUGUGUUUAUAAAUAGACUGUGAAAUUGUAGAAAGCUUGUAAAUAUUGUUGAAAUAAAAAGUUGUUUUACCAGAAA